Nomascus leucogenys (northern white-cheeked gibbon) is the source of this 2011-nucleotide messenger RNA. RefSeq names its product TNF superfamily member 18 (gene TNFSF18). NCBI's taxonomy places the organism in Eukaryota, Metazoa, Chordata, Mammalia, Primates, Hylobatidae. Gene Ontology annotation, biological process: tumor necrosis factor-mediated signaling pathway; T cell proliferation involved in immune response. Gene Ontology annotation, molecular function: tumor necrosis factor receptor superfamily binding. The record is from RefSeq and is a predicted model, not a curated record.
CAUGACAUUGCAUCCUUCACCCAUCAGUUGUGAAUUUUUGUUUUCCGCAGCUCUCAUUUCUCCAAAAAUGUGUUUGAGCCACUUGGAAAACAUGCCUUUAAGCCAUUCAAGAACUCAAGGAGCUCAGAGAUCAUCCUGGAAGCUGUGGCUCUUUUGCUCAAUAGUUACGUUGCUAUUUCUUUGCUCCUUCAGUUGGCUAAUCUUUAUUUUUCUCCAAUUAGAGACUGCUAAGGAGCCCUGUAUGGCUAAGUUUGGACCAUUACCCUCAAAAUGGCAAAUGGCAUCUUCUAAACCUCCUUGUGUGAAUAAGGUGUCUGACUGGAAGCUGGAGAUACUUCAGAAUGGCUUAUAUUUAAUUUAUGGCCAAGUGGCUCCCAAUGCAAACUACAAUGAUGUAGCUCCUUUUGAGGUGCGGCUCUAUAAAAACAAAGACAUGAUACAAACUCUAACAAACAAAUCUAAAAUCCAAAAUGUAGGAGGGACUUAUGAAUUGCAUGUUGGGGACACCAUAGACUUGAUAUUCAACUCUGAGCAUCAGGUUCUAAAAAAUAAUACAUACUGGGGUGUCAUUUUACUAGCAAAUCCCCAAUUCAUCUCCUAGAGACUUGAUUUGAUCUCCUCAUUCCCUUCAGCAAAUGUAGAGAUGCCAGUGGGUGGACUGGAGGGAGAAGAUUUUCAAUUUCUAGAGUUUGUCUGUCUACAAAAAUCAACACAAGCAGUACUCCUCUGCAUGUGAAUUUUCAUCUAUCAUGCCUAUCUGAAAGAAACUCAGAGGAAGAGCCAAAGACUGUUGGUUGGAUCUGCAGAGAUACAUCAUUCAUCCAUGAUAAAAUAAAUAUGGAUGACAGAGGACAUGUGCUUUUCAAAGAAUCCUUAUCUAAUUCUUGAAUUCAUGAGUGGAAAAAUGGAGUUCUAUUCCCAUGGAAGAUUUACCUGGUAUGCAAAAAGGAUCUGGGGGGCAAUAGCCUGGCUUUGUUCUCAUAUUCUUGGGCUGCUGUAAUUCAUUCUUCUCAUACUCCCAUCUUCUGAGACCCUCCCAAUAAAAAGUAGACUGAUAGGAUGGCCACAGAUAUGCCUACCAUACCCUACUUUAGAUAUGGUGGUGUUAGAAUAUAAAGAACAAUCUGAGAACUAUUGGAAUAGAGGUACAAGUGGCAUAAAAUGGAAUGUACGCUAUCUGGAAAUUUCUCUUGGUUUUAUCUUCCUCAGGAUGCAGGGUGCUUUAAAAAGCCUUAUCAAAGGAGUCAUUCUGAACCAUCACGUAGAGCUUUGUGAGAACUUACUGUUGGUGUGUAUGUCUAAACAUUGCUAAUUAUAAAGAAAGAGUAACCAUUAGUAAUCAUUAGGUUUAACCCCAGAAUGGUAUUAUCAUUACUGGAUUAUGUCAUGUAAUGAUUUAGUAUUUUUAGCUAGCUUUCCACAGUUUGCAAAGUGCUUUCGUGAAACAGGUAGCAAUUCUAUGAAGUUAAUUGGGCAGGCAUUUGGGGGAAAAUUUUAGCGAUGAGAAUGUGAUAGCAUAGCAUAGCCAACUUUCCUCAACUCAUAGGACAAGUGACUACAAGAGGCAAUGGGUUGCCCCCUGCAUUGCACUGUCUCAGCUUUAGAAUUGUUAUUUCUGCUAUCGUGUUAUAAGACUCUAAAAUUUAGCGCAAAUUCACUUUUCAGGAAGCAUAUUCCCCUUUAGCCCAAGGUGAGCAGAGUGAAGCUGCAACGUAUCUUUCCUUUACCAGAAAACUUUUUUUUUUUUUCCUGCCUGAAUCAGGGAGACCCAGGAUGCUGUUCAGGCUUAUCCCAACCAAAUUCCCCUCUUCACUUUGCAGGGCCCAUCUUAGUCAAAUGUGCUAACUUCUAAAAUAAUAAAUAGCACUAAUUCAAAAUUUUUGGACUCUUAAAUUAGCUACUUGCAGGUUCUUGUUGAAAGGUAUAUAAUAUUACAUUGUAAACAAAUUUAAAAUAUUUAUGGAUAUUUGUGAAAAACUGCAUUAUGUUAAAUAAUAUUACAUGUAAAGCU